AUGUCUUCCGAUAAAGACGCCUCUUUCUACCAGACACUCUUGUUACACACGCAUCUCGGGGGUCUUAUUAAAAGUACGUAUCAUAAACCAACAAACACAAGUUAUGGUGAAAUUCGUCGACCAACCAGUGAUCAGCUUGCUUCAUCAACCGGAUCUGAUGAUGAUUAUCAAUAUCAUGGAUCAAUUAAGGAUUAUCGAUAUGAUGGAUCGGUUAGUGAUGAUUCUAUGAUAUCUCAUUAUGAUCUAUCAAACAAUGAUGAUUAUAAUCCACCAACCAGUGAUCAUCAUAAUCGAUCAACCAGUGAUGAUUAUAAUCCAUCAAACAAUGAUGAUUAUAAUCCAUCAAACAAUGAUGAUUAUAAUCCAUCAUCCAGUGAUGAUGAUAAACCAUGGGAAUUUACUGAUUUGGCAUCGAGCAGUGAUAGUCAUCAUUCACCAACCAGUUAUGAAUUUGCUUUUGAUGAUACAUUCACCAGAUGUUAUGAUCAUUACCCAGCUAAUCGUCGACUCAUCAAAGACAAUACUCGUGAAAUAGAUGUUAACUUAGAUCUUACUACUGAGAGGGGAAAAUCGAGACAAAUGAAAGCAAACUUAUACGAAGAAUGCGAUAUCUCAAAAAAAAUCCUCCAGAAUAAAGUGUGUCUUAAAGAGAUUCAUGAGAUCAUCAAAUCAGUCAAUCCUCAAUCCAUUCUCACUGUACGUUGGGAAGUAGGAAAACCUAAAACUGGUGAAUGGAACCCUUUUGAUCUCUACGAACCAUAUCUCUUCAAUCCAGAUUGCUUCGGUCAUCGCACCCAUGAUCCAGAACUCUUCGAGCCAACAACUCUUGGUUACGCGAUCCAUGCGAAGAGAUUCCUUCAAACUUUUUCUACCUUUACCAAUUUGAAGACCCUGCAAUACUUUUCACAUGAUACUACUUCAAGAUUUGAGGAUGAGAUCUCAAAGACGGUUGAAAUGUUACCCAAUCUUGAAACCCUUGUCCUUGUUCGAGCGUGGCACGAAGUCAAGGAUUGGAAUAGUGAAGAACCGUGUCCGACUCCUGGUUUUAAUGAAGAUGAACUGAGUAAAUCGGUUGGACAGAGGCUCAGUUCUUUAAAAACACUCAAAAGAUUACACCUACAAGGUCUUGUGGCUCCACGUGAGUCCUGGAGCGAACUCGAUUGGAAAUCACCCUUGGAAUGUUUGAAAGUGGCUCAAUGCCAAUGGCUUCAUGGACUCUCCGUCUUUCCUUUCGCCCACGUUUUUCGACGAACGCUAUUAGCCCUAUCCAUUGGUCAUCAUUUACCUGCUAACUGGAAAGACGUCGAAGAACCCGAGAUAAGAUUUGUUAAAGAUUUUGAAGUUUUAGAAGAACUUCAACUCUUAACAAGCUUCGACCACUGUGUAGAAGAAUUAGAACAAAGAUUGCUUGAUGAUAUCUCUCAAGCUCCUAAAUUGAAACAUUUUGAAACUUUUUUCAAUUUCUCUCAUCACCUCUUUCCUCACAUCACCAAUGGAAUUCAAAAAGAUCAACCAGUUUGGCCAAGUCUUCAAACAAUUGUUGCUAAUGAUGGUAGAUCCCGUGACUAUAGACGGAUAGAAUUUCCUCACUUGGACAAGAAGCCAAAGACGAAGAAGAAUCAAAGUCCCUUCAGGUUUGGCUUACUAUAUGUCGAGUGGAAACAGCAUGAAAGGCUGUUGUGUAGACGCGGGUGGCCUAUCAACAAAAGCAAGUCUGGCUUAAUGUCUUUCUCUGAUGGUAGAGUCAUUGAAGUUCAGACCGAGUAUACAGAUCUCGAUGAUGACAUAGAGUUUUCUUUGGAAUUCGUCGAUAUCUCUCGAUAUUUAUCUUCAUUAAACGAGGCCAGUGAAGACAGUGAAGACAGUGAAGUCGAUGAUAUGACCCGUCAAGCUUCAGAAGUUACAUUACAUUAA
This is a messenger RNA of Melampsora larici-populina 98AG31, 1914 nucleotides long. RefSeq lists its product as uncharacterized. Bases 1 to 1914 code for a protein of 637 amino acids. The record is from RefSeq and is a predicted model, not a curated record. NCBI's taxonomy places the organism in Eukaryota, Fungi, Basidiomycota, Pucciniomycetes, Pucciniales, Melampsoraceae. The transcript is spliced from 2 exons.